This is a messenger RNA of Chaetomium fimeti, 1539 nucleotides long. Its product is annotated as kinase-like domain-containing protein. Gene Ontology annotation, molecular function: protein serine/threonine kinase activity; ATP binding. The transcript is spliced from 2 exons. Gene Ontology annotation, biological process: protein phosphorylation; intracellular signal transduction. Gene Ontology annotation, cellular component: cytoplasm. The coding region runs from base 1 to 1539 and encodes 512 amino acids. The record is from RefSeq and is a predicted model, not a curated record. Lineage: Eukaryota; Fungi; Ascomycota; Sordariomycetes; Sordariales; Chaetomiaceae.
AUGCAGCAUGUUCCAGUGUUCGGCUACCCCAGUCCACCAGCCUCACCAGCGUUCGGCCAGCCCUGCACCAUCCCGAGCCAGCACAUCGCCGUCCAACAGCCGUGCCUGCCCCGCUUCGCUCCGGCGGCCCCGGAGGAGAGGUUAGGGAGGUUCAUCACCAGCUCGCUGCAGCUGACGGGCAUCGUGGGCACUGGCGCGUACGGCGUUGUCUACUCGGCCGUCGACACCAAGUCCAGCGUCCGCUAUGCUGUCAAGUGCCUCAGCAAGUUCAACCCGGAUGGGACACCACUGGACCGCCGCCAAGUCACUUUCCAGACCCAGGAGAUCAAGUUGCACUACACCGCGUCCAGUCACCGCAAUGUGGUCUCUAUCCUGAAGAUCAUCGACUACCCGGACUGCAUCUACGUUAUCUUGGAGUACUGCCCCGAGGGUGACUUGUUCUACAACAUUACCGAACGUGGGCAGUAUGUGGGUAAGGACGAGCUGGCCAAGAAGGUUUUCCUCCAGAUCCUGGAUGCCGUCGGACAUUGCCACAGCUUGGGCAUCUACCACCGGGACUUGAAGCCGGAGAACGUGCUCGUCUCUGACCAGGGCGAGACUGUCAAGCUGGCAGACUUCGGCCUGGCUACCUCCUCGGAGCGAUCUGAAGAGUACGGUUGCGGCUCCACUUUUUACAUGUCUCCAGAAUGUCUAGACCCCUCGUCAAGGAGGCCGUUCUACUACUGCGCACCAAACGAUGUUUGGAGCCUAGGAGUCAUCCUGGUGAACCUCACCUGUGGACGCAACCCAUGGAAGCAGGCAUCCUACGAGGACUCCACGUACGGGGCUUACACCAAGAGCCGGGACUUCCUGAAGACCAUCCUCCCAGUGUCGGAUGAACUGAACGACAUUCUGGGAAGGAUCUUUACCCGGAACCCGGACGAGAGGAUCAAGCUUCCCGAGCUGCGCGCUCGGAUCUCGGCCUGCUCCCGGUUUACCGAAAACUCGACGGCUCCGCUGCCGACGCCGCCUGCAUCGCCGGGCCACACCACUUACGUUUGCGAGGAAUCCAUCAUGGACGACGAGUACGACUACGACCACGAGGCGCCGCUCUCGCCCACCUCUUCGGAUGGGGAGUCGUGCUCGUCCGACGAAGAAGGAUCCCUCACCUCGACUUGCUCCAGUGUCGAAGACCUGGAAGACGACGACCUUGAGGACCUCCCGGAGGCCAAGACGCCCCCGCCUCAGUCCCAAGCACCACCGAUAGAGCCGGCAAUCUACGAAGCUGAGGAGCCGAGGAUGAUGCCGUUCCAGCAACACCAUCACCUCCCGCCGCAGGAGUACAUGCACCCCUACCACCCCAUGGCCGGCCCGCACCCGGUUCAGGGCAUGCCCAUGCCCGUCCAGCCGUGCGCGCCGCCAUCCAAGUUCCAGUUCCACCAAUAUUUCUGGGACGUCUUGAGGUAUGCACAGCCGACACAGCCGGUACCACAGUUGCACCAUCCUGUACCGUUCCACCACCAGGUUCCGCUGUUUGCCCACAUGCAGGGGUGCUACUAA